AUGGCAGAGAAAUUGUCCCUCCUUUGCUUCGGCGACUCCCUGACAGCGGGUUAUUACAGUUACGGGCUCGAGUACCAGCCGUACGCCGGAAAACUCAAGCAGAGUCUUGAGGCAGUGUUCCCUAACACUGAAAUCAUAGUUGAUGUGGAUGGAAUGCCAGGUGAUCUGGCGAUAUCCCCCCCGGGGGUGUUCUUGUCUCGGAUACGAAAGAAAUGCGCCAAGCGAUGGUACGACUGGGUUGUCGUUCUCGGUGGAACCAAUGACUUAGGAUACGGGAACCAGCCCGACAAGAUAUACUCUGCUCUGCAAGACUCAUGGAACGUGGCUCUCUCUACUGGCGCGAAAGUGCUCGCCUUGACCAUACCUGAAUGUGGGGCCAAAUCUCAGAGGCUAGAUACAAGACGAGCCACGUUGAAUUCGUACAUACUGGCACAUCAGUCUGAGCGAAUCCAUGCCUUUGAUUUACACAGCAAGAUCCCGUACCAUACUGGCUCGGAGAACUUCAGGGAGGAGAUCUUUGAUGAUGGAUUGCAUCUAACAGCUCGUGGCUAUGACUUGAUGGGGAGUAUGAUAGGGGAACAUUUGGCGAACUUGCUCAAGGAGGAAAAAGGCCUAGAACGUGAAGCAUAG
Messenger RNA from Penicillium canescens, 630 nucleotides. RefSeq names its product SGNH/GDSL hydrolase family protein. NCBI's taxonomy places the organism in Eukaryota, Fungi, Ascomycota, Eurotiomycetes, Eurotiales, Aspergillaceae. Bases 1 to 630 code for a protein of 209 amino acids. The transcript is spliced from 3 exons. Gene Ontology annotation, molecular function: phosphatidylcholine lysophospholipase A1 activity. The record is from RefSeq and is a predicted model, not a curated record.